AUGGCUGAUCCCGCAACUCAAUCAAAUUAUCUUUCUAUUGCUACUCAACAUGUUGCCCUGGAUUGGACACUAGAUUUCAAUCAGAAGAUUAUCUCUGGUUCUGCAACGCAUAGGCUGACCAUCAUAGAUGAAGAAGUAAAAGAAGUAGUUUUUGAUUCUGGAGGACUGGAUAUCAUAUCAACUGAGGUAGCAGGAAAUGAAGUUCUGUUCAAGCUGGACGAAAGGCAUCUAGUUAUGGGCUCAGCUCUCCAUAUCCCAUUCUCUGAGCCAAUUCACAAAGGCGCAAAUGUUGAGGUCAAGAUAACGUAUAAGACCGCUGCUGAUGCGGUAGCUCUCCAGUUCCUGGAUAAAGAGUAUCAGACUCAAGGGAAGAAGUUCCCAUAUUUGUUCAGCCAGUGUCAGCCUAUAUAUGCUCGGACCAUGGCUCCCUUGCAAGAUACUCCGUCUCUCAAGAUUACAUACAGCGCGAAAGUUACUUCGGUGCUGCCGGUUCUGAUGUCAGCUAUCCGCGUGUCUCCACCUCCGCAGGGCCCUCCUCACGAUGGCAAAGUAAUAGGGAAGGAUGUCGUGACCUAUUCCUACAACCAACCUACACCGAUCCCUUCCUACCUCAUUGCGAUUGCCUCUGGUGAUGUUCGCUUCAGACCCUUCCCACGAGAACGGGGAAAAGACUGGACAAGUGGAAUCUGGGCCGAGCCUGAGUUGAUUGACGCUGCGUAUUGGGAAUUCAGUGCAGAUACGAAUAGAUUCCUUGCAGCGGAGGAAAAGAUAGUUGUACCAUACAAAUUUGGUGUUUAUGACCUUCUUGUCCUUCCGCCGUCAUUUCCUUAUGGUGGCAUGGAAAAUGCUUGUCUCUCGUUUCUCACUCCAACACUCUUAACUGGGGAUAGAACACUAGUCGACGUAGUAGUCCACGAACUAACACAUUCUUGGUUCGGAAACGGCGUCACGCACACCCAUGCAUCCCAUUUCUGGCUAAACGAAGGAUGGACAACAUAUAUCGAGCGACUCCUUCAACAGGUCCUACACUCUCCAGCUCAUCGCGGAUUCUCAUAUUUGAUCGGAUAUAAAGCCCUAUUGCGUUCUUUGGAAGAAUUCGCGACGAGGCCGAGGUACCAGCGCAUGGUUAUUGAUUUUGAGAAGGGUGAAGACCCGGAUGACGCGUAUAGUAGGGUGCCGUAUGAGAAGGGGUCGAACCUUUUGUUGCAUCUAGAGAGGGUACUCGGUGGACUUGACGUCUUUCUGCCAUACAUAAGGGACUAUGUCAAUACCUUCAUGGGCAAAAGUAUCGAUACAGAUACCUGGAAGAAGCACCUGUACGCCUACUGGAGUAAGCGUGAUAGCAGUAAAGUAGAAGUACUCGAUCGCGUUGAUUGGAACGGAUGGUUCUUUGGCGAAGGCCUAACCCUCCCAGUAGAGAUGGAGUACGACACAACACUCGCACAACAAGCAUACGAACUAGCAGCGCGUUGGGAUUCUUCAAGGGAUAAAGACGUCUCAACCCUCGACUUCAAGUCUAGCGACCUCGAGAACUUCGAUACCAACCAGAAAAUCGUCUUCCUCGAACGUCUCCAAAUCUACCCCCCACUCCCACCUUCGCACCUAACCCACCUCAGCACACUCUACUCCCUCCGCUCAACUCAAAACACAGAAAUCCGCUAUCGUUUCUACGAACUCGCACUUCUCCACCCCGAAGCUUCACCAGAAAACGCGAAAAUCAUUGCGCAGGAAGCUGCGAAGUGGAUUGUAGGAGAAGACGGAAGUGGUGUGUUGAAGGGAAGGAUGAAGUUUUGUAGACCUGUUUUCAGGGCUGUGAGUCGUGCGGAUGAGGAGGUUGCGAGGAGUGUGUUUGGGAGGUGGAGGGGGGCGUUUCAUCCGAUUGCGAGGAGGUUGAUUGAGAAGGUGAGGAUGUUUUUUUUGUUUACUUAUGAAUAUUGA
Molecule: messenger RNA, 1938 nt
Organism: Fomitiporia mediterranea MF3/22
Lineage: Eukaryota; Fungi; Basidiomycota; Agaricomycetes; Hymenochaetales; Hymenochaetaceae
Product: leukotriene-A4 hydrolase
Exons: 13
Coding region: 1-1938 (645 amino acids)
Biological process (GO): proteolysis
Cellular component (GO): cytosol
Molecular function (GO): metallopeptidase activity; aminopeptidase activity; epoxide hydrolase activity
Source: RefSeq, a predicted model, not a curated record